GGCUACACCUAAGCUUGUUCUUCAGCUGAUGGAUGUUAAAGGCCUUACCAUAUCUCAUGUGAAAAGCCACCUCCAGAUGUACAGAAGCACGAGGCAUGACCUGGGCAGGCAAGGAAUGCAAGAGAGUAAGUACUCAUCAUGCAAAGACAAUGAUGUUGGUGGUGAUGCUCCUGAUCCCUCUUCAAAACCCACUAAGGAGUUCCUGUCCCAGUUCAUGUACUCCCCCCCUCUCCCCCCACUUAAAAGGUGUUGGAUGGAGACAGAAGCGAAGUCCAAAAGCUUGGGAUGUUGCAGGACUAGAGAAGGAAUAUUGUGUUGUGGUGAGAGAGGGGUCUCCUCCCUGUACUGUGUUGCUGAUUACACACAACAAGCCAUGGUUGUGGACAAGAGAAUAAAGGAGGAGGGACUGCUCAGGUAUUUGCAGAGAGAUGCUGUGGAGGCUGCUGGGCUUUUGGCAGAUGCUAAUACUUCCAUGUUCACAUCCUUGGGAUGUAUGGUUGAAGAAUCUGAGCCUUUUAUUAAGGCCAACAAACAAAAUGAACAGCAACUACAUACAGCUGCUACAAAGAACAAUGGCUCAGAAGAGAGCUACAUUACUACUGGAAGCCCCCUCUUCAGAUCAGGAUCAUUCGGCACCGAGUCCGUGGAGGAGAAGGCGGCGAAACACGGCGAUUGUUCGCUCUCGCUGUCCUUGUCGUUAGAUCCGAGGAGCACGAGCAACGCAUCCCCGGCCAGCGAAAGCAGCGGCGUCUUCUUUUCGUCGUCGCGAAGGAGCUUCAGCAAAUGCUCGGAUUACAAUUCCGGUGGCGGUCGAAGAAUCAACUUGGAUCUUUCCAUGUCCAUUUGUGGUUCUUAGGUUUAAUUUUGCAUCUCUAGAUAACUAAUUGGCUUCUUGUGUUUAAUUUUGUGAAUCAUCUUUUUUUUUCA
Molecule: messenger RNA, 927 nt
Organism: Ananas comosus (pineapple)
Lineage: Eukaryota; Viridiplantae; Streptophyta; Magnoliopsida; Poales; Bromeliaceae
Exons: 5
Coding region: 29-856 (275 amino acids)
Source: RefSeq, a predicted model, not a curated record